UUUCCCCAUCCCUUAAAUGUCUUAAGAGUUUUAUUGUGUGUGUGUCAGGGAUAUGCCUGUGGAGGUCACAGACUUGGCGGGAGUCUGCCUGCCGUGUGGCUCUUCAUUUGGCAAGCUCUCUUACUCCCUGAGCUAAUUCUCCAGUCCUUCCUUUCCCAUCUUUUAAAGGUGCGUGUGUGUGUGUGUGUGUGUGUGUGUACACCUCCUCAAGCAUGUGUCACUUUAGCAGGGAGGAAUCAAAUUCCGGAUUUUCCUGUAAGUCAGCCUCACCUUUACCUUCCCUGAAAGAGACCCAGGCGCCAAUGAGACUAGGUUCUCAAGCAAAGUCACCUCCCACUGAUGCUCAGGUCGCUUAGCAACGAAGGGACGGGACCGGCAAGAAAGGAGCUGUGCAAAACCGUCCACGGGCAGGCCGGGUGCGCGACGCCGGCUCCCUUCUGGGGGAGCGGCGGCCUGGGGGCUCCCAUGGCCCCCAACCACCUGUCAGUGCGGGAGAUGAGGGAAGAUGAGAAGCCCCUGGUGCUGGAGAUGCUGAAGGCCGGUGUGAAAGACACGGAAAACCGUGUGACCCUCCACGCCCUGACGCGUCCGCCAGCCCUUCUCCUCCUGGCUGCAGCCAGCAGCGGCUUGCGUUUCGUCCUGGCCUCCUUCGCUCUGGCCCUCCUGCUGCCCGUGUUUCUGGCCGUGGCCGCCGUGAAGCUGGGUCUGCGAGCCCGGUGGGGCUCACUGCCUCCGCCAGGCGGCCUGGGGGGGCCCUGGGUGGCUGUCCGGGGCUCGGGCGAUGUGUGUGGAGUCCUGGCUCUGGCCCCUGGUGCCAACGUGGGAGACGGAGCCCGGGUCACCCGCCUCUCUGUCUCUCGAUGGCACCGUCGCAGGGGCGUGGGCAGGAGGCUGCUGGCCUUUGCUGAGUCCCGAGCUCGAGCCUGGGCUGGGAGUAUGGGGGAGCCUCGGGCUCGGCUCGUGGUCCCAGUGGCUGUGGCCGCCUGGGGGGUGGCAGGGUUGUUGGAGGCCUGUGGCUACCAGGCCGAGGGAGGCUGGGGCUGCAUGGGCUACACGCUGGUUCGGGAAUUCAGCAAAGACCUGUGAUCAUAGACCAUGCCCGCUGGGGAGAUGGGCGGGGAACCAGCAUCUAAGGAGCACCUACUGUGUGCCAAGCACUUUAGACCCCCUUCCUCCGUGUCUACCCAGUCUGCUGGGCUGACAGGGAGGCACUGAGGUUGAGGGGCUCACACGCCCACAGCGGACCUGCCAGGUGCAGUGGGGACUCUUCUUGAUCCUCUGGGGCCACUAGAGGUCACCCUGUCCACUCCUUGCCCCCUAGUUUGUAUGCGCUGAAAGAAAGCAAAACAAACAAACAAACAAAACCAGCACCAAGCUAUGAUUCUGGCUCUACAAAGCCCCCACUAUGUGUGUUUUAGGUCUGGAAGGGAUAUUUGGGGAGAGUGAGAGGCAGAGUUAGAGUCUGGGACAGGGAACCCCCCCCCAGGGGACAGAUCAUCUGGGAGUGGGUGGGGUUGAGUGUCCAGUCUCCAAGCCCAUCUGUUUUUUUUUACAGUUUGUUAAUAAAGUCUGAGACUUCUGUG
Molecule: messenger RNA, 1583 nt
Organism: Mesocricetus auratus (golden hamster)
Lineage: Eukaryota; Metazoa; Chordata; Mammalia; Rodentia; Cricetidae
Gene: Nat14
Product: N-acetyltransferase 14 (putative)
Exons: 4
Coding region: 340-1086 (248 amino acids)
Molecular function (GO): N-acetyltransferase activity
Source: RefSeq, a predicted model, not a curated record